Messenger RNA from Metopolophium dirhodum (rose-grain aphid), 2573 nucleotides. RefSeq lists its product as uncharacterized. Lineage: Eukaryota; Metazoa; Arthropoda; Insecta; Hemiptera; Aphididae. The record is from RefSeq and is a predicted model, not a curated record. The transcript is spliced from 8 exons. The coding region runs from base 747 to 1172 and encodes 141 amino acids.
GCGAGGUCGGCUACUCGGCUCGUUUACUUUAAUAGUUUUCUGUCAUGAGUGUCAUGGCGUCAUAGAACAUUUUGUUGCUAAACCUUAACGGCUUAUUGCUCAACGUGUUUUCUUAACUCGCUUCGAUAAUCGACGCCAGUGAAUCACGGUUCAAUAUUAUCACGUACCUACUCUAUAAAUUGUUAUUCGUGUACUCACAUUGUUAAUUGUUAUAAUAGUGCGUACUGAUGUCGGUAAUUUGGAAUUCAAUGCAUUUAAUUUUAAUAUAAUCGUUUGAUUGACAUUUACUUUUGUUUACAAUAUUCAAUAUGACGUGGUCGGUUAUUCACUUCUCUAAAGAUAAUGGAGUAGAGGUAGUACCUAGCACAUGGUUUAAAGAUGAUACAUGUGCUUGGCCUAAGACCCAUGUGAAACGUUUUAUUAAAAACCAAUGUAUACCUAAGACUAUAGAGUUCGAGUGGUUCAAAGCUAGGGCAUUGUCUACAAAUAUUUAAUUGAUCACUUCGGAUUUAUCAUCUACUGAAGAUGACAAUUAUUCUAAAAUAAAAAAUACAAAUAAUGGAAAAAAAUCAAAAUCUGGUAAUAAUUGCAGUAAUAACAAAAAAACGGGAUAUGGCGCUGACAAAUCAGACAUUGAAACUGAUAGCGAUGACAAUAAUUAUGAAUUACCAGCUUAUGAUUCUGGUGAUAAUAAUUCCAGUUCAAAUAACAUUAAUUCUCUGUCUAAGAAAUCUUGUGUUGAUGAUAUGCUCAUUACUCCAUCAAAAAAUAUACGAACAUUAGUCAAAUCACCAUCAAAAACUCCAGUUUUUGAAUCUAUUGAUGAUAAUUUCUGCAUGGUGAAAAAUGUGUCACCUUAUAGAAGAAAUAAACAUUUUGUAAAUACUAAACAGUUAGCUGGACUUGGCGGAAAAAGUAUCAAAGUCAUGGUCAAAAGAAUCAUGAGAUAUUUGUUCACUGACAACAUCUUAGCCUUAUAUUCUUUUAAUGGCAGAGCAAAUAAAAAAAAAUGUUUUGCAAAUCUAUCCAUUUCAAAAGUUAUAUUCAGUGCUGUUAAAUCAAUUAAACGAUUGAAUAAUGAAUCAUCGACCGAUGAAAUUGAAAAAUACAUUAAGUAUUAUCUCAUUCAAGCACCAUUCUACAUAAAAAAGAAAAAAGAAAUGUUUCAUUGAAUAUGAAUAUCAUUUAAUUUUGUAAUUAUUAUGUACAAUAUAAUAUAGCUAGGCUAGGUUUGCCUUUUAGUUAUAUCAUAUUUCAACUAUAUACAGUGUGUUUCACUCGAAUGGUAACACGAAAUAUUUCCGUUCAGUGACCUUGGAUUGAAUUGGGGAUUUUUCGAGGAGCUAGGGAAUACUAAAAUACACAUUUUGUGAACAUUUUCGAAUUUUUAAUUCUUUUAUUGUGCGCAUGCGCAAUAAAACUUACAUUUUUUUUAAAUGGAAACACCUAUUUUCAACACCAGAUUUCGAUAGAACUAUUUUUUUUAAGCAACUUUGAUAAACAAACUUUUUUCCUAUCUCAAAAAUUGACUGAAUUACAGCCAUCCCAAGUUGAAACAAAAAAAAUUGUUGUUAAAUUUUCAAUGUUCUGUAUUUUGUCAUUUUAUUAUUAUUUUUGGUUGGAAGCAAGAUAAACGGAAGGGCAUGCGUUUAUAGGUUAUUUGAAUAAAGUUAAACAUUUUAUUUUUAUAAUUAAGUUUAAAUUAAAUUUGAAUUAUUUUUAAACAUAUUAUUACAAAUAUAAUAAUACACAAUACAAUAAGAAUUAUUUUGAAAUAAUUAAUUACCACCAAUUAACCUUCGGCAUUUAAAACAAAAUAUCACCGAAGCAUGCACAAGACUGACCAAGGAACAAAUAACGGCAGCUUCUCAAGACGAAGUCAAGCGCUGCUUACAAUCAUGUUUACUUAACAACGGGGAAAACUUUGAACAAUUUAUAAGGUGAUUUGUAUUAUUUGUAAUAAUAUGUUUAAAAAUAAUUUAAAAUAAAUUUAAACUUAAUUAUAAAAAUGAAAUGUUUAACUUUAUUUAAAUAACCUAUAAACGCAUGCCAUUCCAUUUAUCUUGCUUCCGACCAAAAAUAAUAAUAAAAUGACAAAAUACAGAACAUUGAAAAUUUAACAACAAUUUUUUUUGUUUCAACUUGGGAUGGCUGUAAUUCAGUCACUUUUUGAGAUAGGAAAAAAGUUUGUUUAUCAAAGUUGCUUAAAAAAAUAGUUCUAUCGAAAUCUGGUGUAGAAAAUAGGUGUUUUCGUUAAAAAAAAUGUAAGUUUCAUUGCGCAUGCGCACAAUAAAAGAAUUAAAAAUUCGAAAAUGAUCACAAAAUGUGUAUUUUAGUAUUCCCUAGCUCCUAGAAAAAUCCCCAAUUCAAUCCAAGGUCACUGAACGGAAAUAUUUUGUGUUACCAUUCGAGUGAAACACACUGUAUAUACUAUUAUAUUAUAUUCUAAAUAAAUGUAUAGGUACAUAAUGUUUUUACUAUUAUUAUAUUGUUAUAGGGCCUAACAAUAUAUGUUGAAUAUGUAAUACAUUAAAUAUUUUGAAUAUUUUUGAAAUAAUAAAGAUAAAUUUUAU